AUGGACAACAAAACUCUCAACAUGGAUACUCUGCUCCUGGAGGGGUUAAAGGUCAACCCGCAAUCCUCUGUUCCUGCCUUCGUCCUCCUCCUCCUCAUCUACAUCUUCAUCAUGGUGUCCAACAUCGGCCUGGCGGUGCUGAUCUUCAUGGAGAGCAGCCUCCACCAGCCCAUGUACCUGCUCUUCUGCAACAUGAGUAUUAACGAUGUGUUCGGGGCGACGACCGUCAUCCCUCGCUUGUUACGGGACAUCUUUACUCCGAUCACGGAGCGGUACAUUCAUUACUACGAGUGUGUCAUUCAGGCUUUUUGUGCUCACUUUCACGCAGGCAGCACACACACCGUGCUCAUGAUCAUGGCCUUCGACCGCUACGUGGCCAUCUGCAACCCGCUGCGAUACGCCACCAUCAUGACCAACCGGAUGGUGGUGAAGCUGUCGGUGCUGGCCUGGGGGGUAGCUUUCUUGUUGGUGGGGAUCCUCGUGGGCCUCAGCGUCCGCCUGUCGCGCUGCAGGUGGACGAUAUUCAACCCGUUCUGCGACAACGCCUCCUUGUUCAAGCUGUCGUGUGAAAGCGUCCUCAUCAAUAACAUCUACGGCCUCGGCUACACGGUGGUCCUGAUGGGCUCCUCCGUCGGCAGCGUGACGCUCACCUACCUGAAGAUCGCCGUGGUGUGUCUGAGCAGUAAGAACAAAGCGCUGAACAGCCGGGCGCUGCAGACCUGCGCCUCCCACCUGGCCGUGUACAUCAUCAUUUUUGUGUCGUGCGGCGUCAUCGUCGUCUUCCAUCGUUUCCCUCACUUAUCAGACCUCAGGAAGCUGGCGUCCAUCUUGUUGCACGUGGUUCCUCCCGCCAUGAACCCUAUCAUCUACGGACUGCAGAUCAAAGCCAUCAGACAGAAAAUGUUCAUAAUGUUCACUAGGAGUACAUGA
Molecule: messenger RNA, 930 nt
Organism: Sebastes umbrosus (honeycomb rockfish)
Lineage: Eukaryota; Metazoa; Chordata; Actinopteri; Perciformes; Sebastidae
Product: olfactory receptor 52N5-like
Exons: 1
Coding region: 1-930 (309 amino acids)
Biological process (GO): G protein-coupled receptor signaling pathway
Cellular component (GO): membrane
Molecular function (GO): olfactory receptor activity
Source: RefSeq, a predicted model, not a curated record